Diplodia corticola is the source of this 1560-nucleotide messenger RNA. RefSeq names its product sister chromatid cohesion acetyltransferase eco1. The transcript has a single exon. Gene Ontology annotation, molecular function: protein-lysine-acetyltransferase activity. Bases 1 to 1560 code for a protein of 519 amino acids. Lineage: Eukaryota; Fungi; Ascomycota; Dothideomycetes; Botryosphaeriales; Botryosphaeriaceae. The record is from RefSeq and is a predicted model, not a curated record. Gene Ontology annotation, cellular component: nucleus; chromatin. Gene Ontology annotation, biological process: mitotic sister chromatid cohesion.
AUGAGGACCUACUCGCGGCUCAAACGAGCAACUCAUUUUUCUUCUGAGCCUCCCGCCAAAAAACGUUGCAUCCUUGACGACGACGACGACGACGACGACGACGACGACGACAACGACGCCGACAACGACAACGCCGCCGCCUUAUUACCAUCUAGCGACGCCGCUCUCCUCCGCAGCGAUGUCGCCUGUUCUCCACCUCGCACCAGCCCACCCCGCGAAACCAGCAGCAGCACCGCGCUGCCCUCUUCAACGCCGCCCUCCUCCCCACCACCUCCAACACUCCAAGCAACCACCGAGCCUACGUCUCCGCUGCCGCUGCCGAAGCGCAAAACCACAUUCUCGUUUUUCGGGCGCAGAGCAGCAGCAGCAGCAGCAGCCACCACCAGCAACAGCACGCAGCAGCCACUAGCCGAACGCCGCAGCCCCAGCAACGUCCAAACCGGACCGGCAUCGCCGUCGUCAGCAGCAGCGGAAGCGACGACGACGACAACGACAACAACAACCUCGGACGGCAAAACGAGAACAACGGCGAAACCCGCCGGGCAGCGGCGGCAACGGCGCUUGACGCAGCUCCAGCUCGACCUCGGCGUCACCCCGGUCCAGCGCACGUGCAGGACGUGUGGGAUGGCGUAUGUGCCGUCGAACGCGGAGGACGCGGUGCUGCACAAGCGCUUCCAUGCGAUGAACGUUGGCGGAGUGGACGUGGGCAAAGGCUUCUUUUCGAGAAUCGCGGAAAAGGGUGGAGGGGGAGGGGGAGGGGGGGAUGUCGUUUGGGAGAAGGGCGUCGAUGGUGAUUUCGUGGUCGUUGUGGCGAGGAGGGGCAAGGCGGCGGCGAGAGCAAGGGUGAGGAGGGUGUUGGAGGUUGUAGAGAGGGAGUUGGGAGCGGUCGAGAUCCCGGAGGAUGAACUGUGGGGCCAGCUUGUCGUGGAUGGAGAGAUGGGGGGCAGACUUGCACGCGAAGAGGAAGACACCAGGAAUAGCAGAAGCGCGGAGGUUGACAAGGAACACACGCCCAAGCCGCAGAAGGGUUCAGACGGAGCCGGCGGGAACAGAGCGCAUGAGGGGGCUGUCAUGUGCGCUGACCGCUUCAAAGCAUACCUCUACGUCAGAAACUCGAAGUGCAUAGGCCUCUGCCUUGCGGAGCGCAUCACCGAAGCACACCGCGUCGUGGCUCCAUCAAAGGACGGCUUGAACCAGUCGCAAAAGCCAACCGUGACGAGCACGACGGACACCCCUCGACCUUUUCCUGACACUUCAACCACGCCAACAAGUACUCCUCAGGCGCUCACAACAUCGUCCACCACGUACCCGGCCGACCUCGGCAUCUCACGAAUAUGGGUCUCGUCCUCGUAUCGGCGCCAUGGAAUCGCCCUCGCGCUUCUCGACGCCACCGCUCACGAUUUCUGUGCUUACCGUUGCGAAGAAUACGACGGCAACGGCGGCGAGAACGGGAAGCGCUCAAUCAAAGAGCGCAUUGCUUUCAGCCAGCCUACCGACAGUGGAGCCAGGCUGGCGCGGAAGUGGUUCGGUACGGAGACGGGGUGGGGAGUGUAUUGGUGA